Molecule: messenger RNA, 4704 nt
Organism: Diversispora eburnea
Lineage: Eukaryota; Fungi; Glomeromycota; Glomeromycetes; Diversisporales; Diversisporaceae
Source: the annotation of a GenBank genome assembly
AUGUUUGGUCAGAACACAUUUGGACAAAGUACGGGUUUUGGGCAACAAACCCAACCCAUAUUUGGAGGAACUAACACACAAACACCAUUUGGUAGUGGUGGAUUUGGGGCAGGAUCUACUUCUACCGGAGGUGGUGGAGGUACUGGUGGAUUUGGUGGCUUUGGACAACCAGCAGCUGGCUCUUCUAAUUUUGCUUUCGGACAACAAGCUCCCACAGGUGGUUUGUUUACACCAAGUGCAGGGCCUUUUGGCAAUACCGGUAUGGCCUCUUCAACCGGGACUCCUACUCAACCUCCCAAUGGAACGCUUAGUCCACCAUAUACAACAACAAAUGAUAAGGACCAAGCUGGAUCUUUAAACAUUUUUCAUAGUAUAUCUGCAAUGCCACAAUAUAGAACCUUUUCAUUUGAGGAACUUCGUCUUUUAGAUUAUCAAUUGAAUCAUAAACCUACAACAGGAUCAACAUUCGGGGGAAUGGGUAAUAAUGCGCCAUCAUUUGGAGCUACAACUACUUCUAGUGUGUUUGGUGGUACAGCAGGUGGUGGUAGUGGUGGUUUUUCUAAUCAAAACACUGCUUUUGGUGCUAAAACUCCUCAAUCUUUUGGAUUUGGUGGUAAUACUCAAACUCCUGCUGCUACUGGAUUUGGUGCCCCUCCGGCGGCUGGUCCCUCAACGUCUCUUUUUGGUGCACAAAAACCUGCUUUCGGUGCACCUGCAGGAGGAGGUUUCGGUACUUCCCAACCAACAGGUGGCUUUGGAACUGGAUUUGGAGGAGGAGCAAGUAAUCCUUUUGGUUCGACUUCUACUGCACAACAAACUGGUGGCUUAUUUGGUGCAAAGACACAGGCUAAUACUGGCUUCGGUGGAAAUAAACCCGCAGCUGCGGCAAGUGCGUUCGGUGCUACUCCUGCCGCUCCAUCUUCCUUCGGUGGUUUUGGUACAAAUACGGCCACUAGCAAUCCACCACAAUUGAAUUUAGGAUUUGCAGCAACGUCUAAACCCGCCUUCGGCUUUAAUCAAUCGUCUGGCACUGCUAGUUUAAAUCUGUUUACAAACUCAGCUACAACAUCAUCCGCACCGAGUGGUUCAUUAUUUACCCUUAAUCCUCCCGCAAGCACAUCAGCACCUUCUUUAGGAUUUAAUUUGUUUAACAAAACAACAGCUCCAACUCUUGGUGGACCUAGUUUGAAUCUUGGACAAGCACAACCAUCCAGUUUUCUAGGUGGUGGAUCUGGUUUAUCGUUUGGAGGUCAAAACAAUCCAUCUGGUUUUGGUCAAACAGGGCAAACUGGACAAUCUCAAUCAUUACAAGCUUCUAUAACGAGUGCACCUUAUGGAAAUUUAUCUAUAUAUCAAACAACUACACCUACAACUUCAAUUAAUAAACUUUCCGUAACUUCUACUCCUUUGUCUACAAUUUCUCAAAAAAAGAAACAGAUAUCAACUCCAUCUCAUAAGUUCUCUCCAAAACCAAAAUCUAAAUUAAAACUCCCUGGAUUUAAUCUUCCUGGUAGUCAAGGAUUUGGAACACCUGAUCUUAAACCAUUGCAUAUAUUCGAUAAUAUAGAUAAGAACCAAUUACUGAGUCCUGAUGCUUUUACAAAGCGUAAUCCUAGAAAAUUAGUAAUGGAUCGAAGGGUUGAACCUGAGGAACUUAUAAAUGAUAUGGAGCAAUCAACGAGCUCCCCACUAAGUUUUCAGACACCCGUUAAAAAAAAUAAUAUAACUUUUGAUGCUACGCUUGAAUCAGGAGCGGAUACCAUUUCUCAUUCAUUUAGUCCUAAUGUUUAUAGAUCAAGUGGUAGUCGAUCAACUAUAAUUCCAGAUAAUAAAGAAAUGCGCACGCCUUCAAUAUCUCCAAUAUCUCCAAUAAAGACGCCACCGCCAAAGAUACAGCCAAAAGCAAUACAACCAAGAACGCCUAUUGCUGAAACAGAUGAAUUUGAACUUAAAUUUAAAGAUGAUGAACCUUUUACCUUAGCUUAUGACGAAAGUAAUGGAUAUUAUUCAAGCCCGCGAAUUAAAGAUCUUAAGGAAAUAGAUCAAGAAUCUUUAAAGUCUGUUAAUGGUUUUAUGGCCGGGAGAUACAAUUACGGAAAAAUUGAAUAUCCAGAUUCGGUAGACCUUAGUGGAAUUAAUCUUGAUGAUUUAUUAGGAAAAAUUAUUCGUUUCGAUGAUCAAAAAUGUACUGUUUACGGUACAGAAUAUCAAAAACCUCCUCCCGGUCAAGGUCUUAAUAAAAGUGCAGUUAUUACUUUAGAUCACUGUUGGGCUUUGGAUAAAAGUGAUCGUCGUCCAAUUAAAGAUCACGAAGAUCCUCGUUACCGACAACGAAUUGAAAGGCUAAAAAAAUUAGAUGGCACUAAAUAUAUCACUUUUAUUCCGGAAACUGGUAGUUGGGUAUUCGAAGUAGAACAUUUCACUACUUAUGGUCUUAUCUUAGAUGAUCCAGAAGAUCAAUUUGAAGAAAGGGAACUUAAAAAUUUCGAAUCUAUUCCUGAAAUGAAACCUUCAAUACAACCUUCGAUACAAUCACAAAAAGGGAAAGAAAAGGAGGAAAAAGAUAAACUUAAGCCUGCAGCUAAUUUACCCGAAUACCUUGGGCAAGAUCCCAAUGAUAUCGAUGAAAUGCAAAAUGUUUUAUUCAGCGAUCCAAUUGAAGAGGAUUAUAUGCAAAUGGAUUAUGUUGGAGAUAAUGCAUCCGAAGAAUUUGAUGAAACUAUUAAUCUUAAGCGAAGUUUGGGAAGUUUUGACGAAGAUUAUCUCCAAGAUGAAUCUCGUUCUACCAUUACGGAGCAUCGUCAGUCUUUCAUGAAGAAGCCUCUCUUUCAUGAAGAUAUAGUUAUUAGGCUCCCCAGCAAAUAUCGUAAGGUUGUAGACUAUAGUGAUUCAAUUGUUUAUGGUAAAGAUAAUUAUAUGGAAGAUUCUGGACUUGUAAUGGGGAGAUCUUUUAGAGUAGGAUGGGGUCCCAAUGGGAUAUUGGUUCGUUGCAGUAAAGUGUGUGGUGUUUCAAAUAUAAUAUCAGCGUUUUCACCUUUUUCACCAAAAAGUGUUAAUACAGGAUUAAGCAGCAAAAACACGGGAAUGCCCAACAUAAUUCAAUUUGAAAAAAUUAGAUUAUUCCCUGAUUCAGAGGGCACAGAAAAAGCUCGACAUAAUAGUUCAAUGGAACUUAUUUUCAAAAUUUCAAAAUUUGGACAAAAAGAUGGUAUACCAUGCGCCGAUCAUGGAAAAGUUAGUUUUGAAUAUCUGGUUAAAGCUUUCGAAAAUGGAGUUAUUAAUAGACAUGAAUCUUUAAUUUGGAAACUUGGUCAAGCUUUGUGGGAUGAUGUCGUCAUUCCCGGUGCAGAUCAAACUGAUUCUAAAGUUUUAAGUGGAAUGAAACAAGAAUUUCGUAAAGAAUCAAUAUCAAGAUGGUUCCAAGAAGCCGUUUUACCUCAGGCAACAACUCAUAUUGAACGUGCAGUUGCAUCCAAAAAUAAUGGAGAAGCCAUUUUUGCUUAUUUAACGAAUAGAAAUAUUGUGAAUGCUUCAAAAAUGGCCAUAAAGAAUCGUGACUUUCGUUUGGCUGCAUUGUUAUCUCAAUUGUGUGGCAACAAUCCAUCCUUUCGAAAUUUUAUUAAAAAACAAAUUGAACAUUGGCAGGAAUAUGAAUUGAAAAAACUCAUUCCUAAAGAUCAUUGGAAGAUUUAUGAAAUCUUGGCUGGAAAUGUUGUACCUUCAAACAGAGGAAUUGAUUGGAAACGUGCUUUAUGUAUGCAUUUAUGGUAUGGACAUUAUUUGGGUGAAUCCUUUAAAGAUUCAUUUGAUGAUUAUGAACUUGCACGAAAAUCUUCAAAAACUUCAAAACCUAUACCAUGGUAUAAGGAAGAUUUCGAACCUAAGCCCCAGGUGACUUGGCCCGACUCAGAACAUGAAGAUGAAAUAUGUGAUGUACAUUAUCAUAUGUUAAAGAUUUAUGUUGAUAAAACCCAUUCUCUUGAUGAUGCGAUUCUUCCACGGUCAAUUACACUUUCACCCUUGGAUUAUCGUGUUACAUGGAUGUUGCAUUUUAUGCUUUCGCGUACAUUAUCAAUACGUCAUUUUGUUAACAAAAAACCGAGUGCAGAUCGUAUCACGCUGGAUUUGAUGAAUCAACUGGAAAUGUUAGAGUUAUGGCAAUGGGCCAUUCUUGUUGAAGAACAAUUAAGAAUCAUUGAAAAAUUCGCAGUUGAUCAAUUGAAAAUUCCACAAAAAUGGAUCUCUAAAGCAAAAGCUUUAUUUUCAAAAUACAAAGAAGAAAGUGUGGAUGAAGCGAAACAUUUAUUGGAUGCGGAAGAGUUUGCCGAUGCUCAUAAAAUAGUGAUAACUAAGAUUGCACCAGAAAAAAUAUUGCACAAAAAGCAUAAAGAAUUACAAGAAAUUCUUGAGAAGAUCGAUCCUAGUUUUGUACCUGAUUGGAAUUUGGGGGGGAAAAUAUUUCUGGAUUAUCUCAAAUUCAUUACGACUGGAAAGGUCGAUGAAAUAAAAAAUGAUCCCGUCAAAUUGACUGAUCUUAUGAGUGUUUGUCAAUCCAUUUUAAUUGGCCUUGGAAAAAUUAAACCCAUUGACUUUCAGUAUGAACAAUGUCUUUCGUAUAUGGGACAUUUGACGAAUCAGGUUCUAAAUCAAAUUGAAGGUUGUGAUAUCUCAAAAAUGAAAUUUAAACCAAUGGAUAAGAUUUAA